Molecule: messenger RNA, 258 nt
Organism: Brenthis ino (lesser marbled fritillary)
Lineage: Eukaryota; Metazoa; Arthropoda; Insecta; Lepidoptera; Nymphalidae
Source: the annotation of a GenBank genome assembly
AUGCUUGAAAAGAAACCGAAAUCAGGCUUUAAACGUAUUCUUGGUGUAACUGCGAAGACUAUUUUCGUUAUCGAAGCUUUAGGAAUAGCCGCAUCUUAUGGAUUAUGGUUCAAAUUAAACACUGAAAGAGAUUUUCGUCUGUAUAUGUACAAGAAUUAUAACUGGAUUCUAGAAGGAUAUUACAAAGUGGGUGAAACACUGGCAGAACAAAAGACCCGUGAACUUGAUAACCAAGUCUGGACCAACGAAGGCAAGAUA